CUGUAGCCACAGAUGUCCUUCUUGGGUAGCCUGCCUCAGUCCCCUAAGCUCUGUGGGUGUCAGGUAGUGGUCCAGAAAUCAAGGGAGGAGAGAUGGUUGGGAUAGGGAGAGGCUGGGGACUAGGCAAGAGCUGAGGGAAUGGGGACAUUUUUGACAUCAGGACUCAGAAGGCCCUUAGUUAUAGCUUUAUGUUUGCAUUUCCUUCACUGCUGCUCAUGCUUUCAUAGGCCCCGUCACUUCCAAGCCCUUGGAAGAGGCCAGAUCCCCCCAUAAAAUAGCCAAGUAACAUAUUUUAUCCGUCCUUGAUUGUAAGCACCUGUCUUUGAAGCAUUGAUUGUAGGCGCUACUACAUUGAUAUUAAUAAUGCUUCAUGUAGCACCAGAAGCCUGAUGGGUGCUUUCCAGCCCAAAGCAAAAGUUGUGUUUCAGAUGGGUACAGCUUAGGUUUUGAAAAGCAGUUUUUCCAAAGGGGGGCAGUGAUUUGGGGUACCUUCAUUUGGUUUUGUGGCCCUGGUGUUCAGAGGUGUUGAAAAAAACCCCCCCAGAUCCUGCUGACUUUGGUUGUAGAUACAAAUGCUGAAAAUCCCUAAAAAUCAGGACCAAGAUAUGGCACUCCAGUUGAGGCUCCUGAAACCACUGGGUGACUCUCACAGCUAUAAUGGAUGACUUGAAUCUGCACUACCGGUUCCUGAACUGGAGGAGGAGGAUCCGAGAGAUCCGCGAGGUGCGAGCAGUCCGCUAUCAGGAGAGAUUCAAACACAUUCUUGUCGACGGGGACACACUUAGUUACCAUGGGAAUUCUGGGGAAGUUGGCUGCUACGUCGCGCCUCGCCCGCUGACCAAAGACAACAACUACUUUGAGGUGUCGAUUGUGGACAGUGGGGUGCGGGGGACCAUCGCUGUGGGCCUUGUGCCGCAGUAUUACAGCCUGGACCAUCAGCCAGGGUGGCUUCCUGAUUCCGUGGCCUACCAUGCCGAUGAUGGCAAGCUCUACAACGGCAGAGCAAAGGGGCGACAGUUUGGGACGAAGUGCAGCUCAGGGGAUCGGAUUGGCUGCGGGAUCGAGCCGGUUUCUUUUGAGGUCCAGACAGCCCAGAUUUUCUUCACCAAGAAUGGAAAGAGGGUGGGCUCCACCAUAAUGCCACAGUCCCCAGAUGGGCUCUUCCCUGCCGUGGGGAUGCAUUCGCUGGGAGAAGAGGUCCGGCUCCAUCUCCAUGCCGAGCUGGGCACUGAGGAUGAUGACAGUGUCAUGAUGGUGGACAGCUACGAGGAUGAGUGGGGCCGGCUCCACGACGUGAAGGUCUGCGGCACGCUCCUGGAGUACGUGGGCAAGGGGAAGAGCAUCAUCGAUGUGGGACUGGCCCAGGCCAGGCACCCUCUGAGCACCAGGAGUCACUACUUUGAGGUGGAGAUUGUGGACCCUGGGGAGAAGUGCUACAUUGCGCUAGGCCUGGCCCGGAAGGACUACCCGAAAAACCGACAUCCUGGCUGGAGCAGAGGGUCUGUGGCCUACCAUGCAGAUGAUGGCAAGAUCUUCCACGGGAGCGGUGUGGGUGACCCCUUUGGGCCACGGUGCUACAAGGGUGACAUCAUGGGCUGCGGGAUCAUGUUUCCACGGGACUACAUCCUCGACAGUGAAGGCGACAGUGACGACAGCUGCGACACCGCGGAUCUGAAGCCCAAGCUGCGGGGUGUGCGGAAUGUCAUGUACCUGCACCAGGAGGCCGAGGAGGAGGAAGAGGAGGAGGAAGAGGACGUGGAGGAGAUGGAACAGGAGCACGAAGGGAAGAAAGUGGUGGUGUUCUUCACACGCAACGGGAAGAUCAUUGGCAAGAAGGAUGCGGUGGUGCCAGGUGGCGGCUUCUUCCCCACCAUUGGGAUGCUGAGCAGCGGGGAGAAGGUCAAGGUGGAUUUACAUCCCCUCAGCGGCUAGGAGAUCGGGGCGGGGGAGUAUCCCACCCACUGCUCGCUCUCAGGGCUGGCCCCAGGACUGUCUUCGUCAUUCUGAUCCCUUGCACUUUGAGCCUCUGCCUGCAGGGGGCAGCGCUUUGUUGCCCGUGCCACAUGUAUUAUCCCGUCUGGCUCCACGCCGAGCCCUUCUCUGCCCUGGCCCCUAGCAGGCUGCAGCGGGGACAGUGUGGGGCUGGGGAAGAUCCUAGCACUGCCCCGGCAGCAUGGGCAGGCUCCUGGUGUCACAACGUCCCAGGCUUGGGGCCCAGUCUGUCCAGCCCAGGUGCAGAGAGGGUGCAGCCUGCAGCCCAAUUCCCACCCCCUCCCCCAGCCGGUGAGAUUCCUCUGCUUGAAUUUCCUGUCUGGCUGCAGCUCUCCUACAGGGAUCUCCAUGGCUGGCACCUGGCCUGAGCACCAGCCUGACCUGUGCCAUCUCCUGUCCCAUCAGCCCCAGCUGCAGUGUUGCCCCUUUCGGGCCCCUCCCCUUACCAUAGAUGGUGUUACGGCCCCGUGGCCUUUGGAUGGAGCUGUGCCUUCUGCCUGCCUCAGCUUGGCUUGCCCUGGCCAGAGAGAGGUAGGAGGAGACCAGGCACCUUGCAGACAGGGCUCUGGGCCCUUGAAGCCUCUUCCUGCUGUCCUGACGGCCCCAAGCCCCACCCCACAUGCUAAUGAACCAUACCCCAGGCAUCCUCCUUUGCCCCUUAGGCCAAUGCCUGCGCCCUCCCAGCUGUCUUAUGUUGCCUUCUUCCUCCCUCUGCGAUCAGGGGUUAGGGGGUCAGGGCAAGCAAAUGCUGGCUGCUGUGGGCCCUGGCGCUGGGUCAGGCUGGUAGAGGGGAUGGCGCCACGGUCAGCAGACCUUCCCACAGGGAACUGAGAAAUGGGCCCAAGCCAGCUGCCUUCUCCAGCUCCUGGACUGCAGCCUGACUCCCAUCCUAGGGAAUGCCAGGCCUCUGGGGCUCCACCUGCCAUGUCGUGACUCCCAGAGGCCACUAGACCUGAUCAGAGUCCCCCCCGCCCCUUCGCAGUCACCCGUCUCCCCCUCCCACCCCGUUCACACUCGUGGGGCACGUCGCCGACACACGCGCCCGCGUCUCCCUCUCCCUCCCCCGUUGGCAGUCGUGGGGCACGUCGCCGACACACGCGCCCGCGUCUCCCUCUCCCUCCCCCGUUGGCAGUCGUGGGGCACGUCGCCGACACACGCGCCCGCGUCUCCCUCUCCCUCCCCCGUUGGCAGUCGUGGGGCACGUCGCCGACACACGCGCCCGCGUCUCCCUCUCCCUCCCCCGUUGGCAGUCGUGGGGCACGUCGCCGACACACGCGCCCGCGUCUCCCUCUCCCUCCCCCGUUGGCAGUCGUGGGGCACGUCGCCGACACACGCGCCCGCGUCUCCCUCUCCCUCCCCCGUUGGCAGUCGUGGGGCACGUCGCCGACACACGCGCCCGCGUCUCCCUCUCCCUCCCCCGUUGGCAGUCGUGGGGCACGUCGCCGACACACGCGCCCGCGUCUCCCUCUCCCUCCCCCGUUGGCAGUCGUGGGGCACGUCGCCGACACACGCGCCCGCGUCUCCCUCUCCCUCCCCCGUUGGCAGUCGUGGGGCACGUCGCCGACACACGCGCCCGCGUCUCCCUCUCCCUCCCCCGUUGGCAGUCGUGGGGCACGUCGCCGACACACACGCCCGCGUCUCCCCCUCCCACCCCCGUUUGCAGUCGUGGGGCACGUCGCCGACACACACGCCCGCGUCUCCCUCUCUCACCCCCGGUUGCAGUCGUGGGGCACGUCCCCGACACACACGCCCGCGUCUCCCUCUCUCACCCCCGGUUGCAGUCGUGGGGCACGUCCCCGACACACACGCCCGCGUCUCCCUCUCUCACCCCCGGUUGCAGUCGUGGGGCACGUCCCCGACACACACGCCCGCGUCUCCCUCUCUCACCCCCGGUUGCAGUCGUGGGGCACGUCCCCGACACACACGCCCGCGUCUCCCUCUCUCACCCCCGGUUGCAGUCGUGGGGCACGUCCCCGACACACACGCCCGCGUCUCCCUCUCUCACCCCCGGUUGCAGUCGUGGGGCACGUCCCCGACACACACGCCCGCGUCUCCCUCUCUCACCCCCGGUUGCAGUCGUGGGGCACGUCCCCGACACACACGCCCGCGUCUCCCUCUCUCACCCCCGGUUGCAGUCGUGGGGCACGUCCCCGACACACACGCCCGCGUCUCCCCCUCCCACCCCCGUUUGCAGUCAUGGGGCACGUCACCGACACACACGCCCGCGUCUCCCCCUCCCCCCUCCCGUUUGCAAUCAUGGGGCACGUCACCGACACACACGCCCGCAUCUCCCUCUCCCACCCCCGUUUGCAAUCAUGGGGCACGUCACCGACACACACGCCCGCAUCUCCCUCUCCCACCCCCGUUUGCAAUCAUGGGGCACGUCACCGACACACACGCCCGCAUCUCCCUCUCCCACCCCCGUUUGCAAUCAUGGGGCACGUCACCGACACACACGCCCGCAUCUCCCUCUCCCACCCCCGUUUGCAAUCAUGGGGCACGUCACCGACACACACGCCCGCAUCUCCCUCUCCCACCCCCGUUUGCAAUCAUGGGGCACGUCACCGACACACACGCCCGCAUCUCCCUCUCCCACCCCCGUUUGCAAUCAUGGGGCACGUCACCGACACACACGCCCGCAUCUCCCUCUCCCACCCCCGUUUGCAAUCAUGGGGCACGUCACCGACACACACGCCCGCAUCUCCCUCUCCCACCCCCGUUUGCAAUCAUGGGGCACGUCACCGACACACACGCCCGCAUCUCCCUCUCCCACCCCCGUUUGCAAUCAUGGGGCACGUCACCGACACACACGCCCGCAUCUCCCUCUCCCACCCCCGUUUGCAAUCAUGGGGCACGUCACCGACACACACGCCCGCAUCUCCCUCUCCCACCCCCGUUUGCAAUCAUGGGGCACGUCACCGACACACACGCCCGCAUCUCCCUCUCCCACCCCCGUUUGCAAUCAUGGGGCACGUCACCGACACACACGCCCGCAUCUCCCUCUCCCACCCCCGUUUGCAAUCAUGGGGCACGUCACCGACACACACGCCCGCAUCUCCCCCUCCCACCCCCGUUUGCAGUCGUGGGGCAUUUCACCGACACACACGCCCGCGUCUCUUUCUCCCACCCUGCCCUCCCUCUCCUUUUGGGGCUUUUGGCUCAUGGCAGUGGUUCUUACUACACUGGGCAGGCGGGUGAGGUGUGGAAGUUGGGGGAAGUGUCUAUUCAGCACCUGCCCCAGAGCUCCCACAUGCCCCUCCUAAUGCUGGUCCUGCCCUGCUGCCAGUGGGGGAGGGGUGGAUGGUGACUCAAUCCACCUGGGCCCCACCAAGGAGGGCGCACGGGACAGCCCAGUGUCUCAGCUCGGCUACAGGGAGCAAGGAGGGUUGCUCUGAUCAGGGCCGAGUGAAUUCAGGGGGCAUGUGAGGGCUCGUUGGCAGCUAGUGUUGGGGCAGCUGCCUUUGCUCCUCUCCAUGGCUCCUGGUGGGAUGCUGUGGCCAGGGCCUCUCCCAGCCACACUGCCCCAGCCUGCGCAGCUGGAAACUCCUGGGCCUGUGGGGAGGUGUCUGUGAGGAUGGCCGUGGGGCAGGCUGUGGCCCUGGGGCUGCGCGCACACAGGGCCAAGGUGCUUGUGCUGCUUUUGCUUAACUGUUACCAGCUCUUGUGGAGUGUAAAACUCUGUCUCCCCCCUGCCCUGCCUUUGUGAACCCUCAGCCCAGGUCAGGGUGCAGCCCUUAGCUGCUAGGCAGAGAUCAGCUGGCCAGGUAGGGGCUGCCAGGGGAGGGCACAAUCCAGUGGCUUGGGACCCUGUUUGGGGCUGAUCUCCCUGGCCCCUCCCCUUGUCUGGAUGGGAGCUGCUGCUAGCUGCGAAUCCUGGACUUUGUGCCUAGGGGGAAUUGAGUGUUUUGAACCAGCCAGGGUGAGAUGCCCAGUCUGUGCUCUCCAUCCUUCACGUCUGUACAUACCGAGAUCUUUAUAUGUGCUCACUAAAGAUGGCGUUUCCAUAUUUA
Molecule: messenger RNA, 6002 nt
Organism: Pelodiscus sinensis (Chinese soft-shelled turtle)
Lineage: Eukaryota; Metazoa; Chordata; Testudines; Trionychidae
Source: RefSeq, a predicted model, not a curated record